CCACCACACUUUCCCAAUCCCUAGUAUAUAUUAUAUCAGUAUUAUUAGGGUUCAUACUUGAAGAAGAAGAAGAGCCGCACGUCGAACAACAAUGGUUCACGUCUCCUUCUACCGCAACUAUGGUAAGACUUUUAAGAAGCCCCGUCGUCCUUACGAGAAGGAACGAUUGGAUGCUGAGUUGAAGCUUGUGGGAGAGUAUGGUCUUAGAUGCAAGAGGGAGCUUUGGAGAGUGCAGUAUGCAUUGAGUCGCAUUCGUAAUGCCGCUAGAAUGCUUUUGACGCUUGAGGAGAAGGACCCGCGUAGGAUCUUUGAGGGUGAGGCUCUUAUGAGGAGAAUGAAUAGGUAUGGGCUUUUGGAUGAGAGUCAGAACAAGCUCGAUUACGUGCUUGCGCUUACUGUGGAGAACUUUCUUGAACGUCGGUUACAGACACUUGUGUUCAAGACUGGUAUGGCUAAGUCUAUUCAUCAUGCUAGAGUUCUCAUCAAGCAGAGACACAUUAGGGUUGGAAGGCAGGUGGUGAAUGUGCCGUCUUUCAUGGUGAGAGUUGACUCGCAGAAGCACAUUGACUUUUCGCUCACUAGUCCGUUUGGCGGUGGCCGACCAGGAAGAGUGAAGCGAAAGAACCAGAAGGCGGCUGCUAAGAAAGCGGCUGGUGGGGAUGCUGAUGAGGAUGAUGAAGAAUGAGCUCACUCUUUUGGUUCUGAGUAUUAGUGUUGUUUUGCUAUUGCGUGAGGUCUAAUGAGCAUUUGUUAUCGCUAUAAUGACUUUUUGUAGGAAGUUUUGGAUGCUUUGCAAAGUCUUUUGGUGAUUUUAUCAAGUCAUUUUAUGGAUUUUUUUA
This is a messenger RNA of Helianthus annuus (common sunflower), 839 nucleotides long. RefSeq names its product 40S ribosomal protein S9-2. The transcript has 3 exons. Gene Ontology annotation, biological process: positive regulation of translational fidelity; translation. Lineage: Eukaryota; Viridiplantae; Streptophyta; Magnoliopsida; Asterales; Asteraceae. Gene Ontology annotation, molecular function: structural constituent of ribosome; rRNA binding. Bases 92 to 685 code for a protein of 197 amino acids. The record is from RefSeq and is a predicted model, not a curated record. Gene Ontology annotation, cellular component: cytosolic small ribosomal subunit.